Molecule: messenger RNA, 1824 nt
Organism: Racocetra persica
Lineage: Eukaryota; Fungi; Glomeromycota; Glomeromycetes; Diversisporales; Gigasporaceae
Source: the annotation of a GenBank genome assembly
AUGUCAAAGACCGUACUCGAUGUAUCUGGUUAUUUUGGUAAUCAUGGACAAAAUGGAAGUCAUGCGUCAAUCGCUAGUAGUGGAUGGAAAAAUGGGAAUCAUGGAAAUAAUGCUACAAAUCCUACUAGAGGAGGCGAUGCCGGAGAUAUCGAUUUGAAUCUAGCAGAAAGAGAUAGCAUUAUUGGUGCCUCGAUUGCAUUUUCAGGGAAAUAUCGUGAACGUGCACCAGGUUACGCUAUUAGGGAUUAUCAAAACACUUUAUCAUGCACUAAUGUUAAUAUGUUUGUGUUAAAUGCUCGCGGAGGAGAUGGAGGAAAUGGCGGCAUUGGUGGGGAUGGUGGCAAUGGUGCCAUGGGUUCUCGUGGGAUUGAUGCUACUAGAUAUACCAGCGGGACUAAUGGAGGAAGAGGUGGUGACGGUGGUAAUGCGGGUGCAGGAACUAGUGGUGUUGCGGGUGGAAAUGGAGGCAGAAUCAUCUUACGAAUGAAUGAUACUGACGCAGGAUUACUGUUGUUGUUUGUGAAUUCAUGGACUCCAAGGGGUUUUUCUGGCCCUUCGGGUUCUAAUGGAGUACGCCCAACAUUUCCUCUUUACAAUGGUGCAGCAGGAGCUAACGGUGCUUUCCGAUUUAUGAUUAAAAAUAGCUUUACAGAUAUAGUUACAGAAUAUAAUGAAAUUUUUGAUAUACGCUUGAAUAAUGUUAUUACUCAUUCCACUACAGGAGCUUAUGAACCUGAAGCCAUAAUCAUUAUAGAUUAUUUAACGGUUCGCAAUACAUCUAGCAUGCCUACACCAAGACGGGAUAUCCGCAUUAACAUUAAUGAUAGAACAUGGAUCCAUAACCAACGACCAAAGGAACAUAUCGUGCUACCAAACUUGAUUGAUAAACAUUCUUAUAGAGAUGUUAAUUGUUCUCAACCUUUUUCUUUUCGUCUCAAGGGGCAUAUAGUUAAUAAGCCAGGACCACCUCUUCGAGCAACUGAUUCACUGUUUUUUACAGCAACAAUGACAGGGCUAGAAAGGAUGCUUCCAGCCUUCAAUCUCAUUGGACAUCCUAUUAAUAUUCAAUUUCCUAUAGAGCUCACCCAAAUUUCACAUAUGAAUUCUAUGGUUGUUGGCCAUGUGACUAAAGUUAUCUGGAAUGUAACAAACACAUCAAAAGUGGAUUUCGGCGCUCUCUCAAACAAUAAACGUCUUAUUUGUGUCAGAUUAUGUAAAAUUGGUGGUGAAGUUUCAUCUUCUGCUUUAAAAUUUGGUUUGAUUCCAUAUCAGAAAGGUGUUAGUAUCAUUCCACCAGUGCAAACUAUGGAAAACGAAUAUAUUUUCGAUAUUCCUUUGUUAAAAGCUGGUAAAACGUUAAGAUUAGAGGCUACUUUAACAUUAACUGAAGCAGAGGCAUUUGAAUAUGCAGAAUUUUGGCUAUAUUUGGAGCUUGGCAAAAUUAAUGAACCUUCUUCACCAAAAAUUGUUCAUAUACAAUCUUUUGAUGUCAGAGUAUCAACUAUCUACCGUGGGUUCCCUCAAGGUUUCUAUCCAGAUGUCCUUCUUGUCGCAAAUCACAAAACAGCACGCAAUGAGUAUUUGGCAUGGGUUAAACUAUUUAAGAAAGUCCUUGGUCUCGGGUUUUUUAUUUGGGAUAUAUCACAAAUGGGUCAUUUUGGUCUUAUGAGGGACAUAAAAACACUUUACUCGGUAGAACCUACUACAUUAAUGAAGGAUCUUGCUGAAAAGACAAUGAUUAUACUAGAUAACGGUUUUGAAUAUGGUGAUAAUCGACGAAAAGUCACUGCACUAAACUUUGUAUUAAAGAAUGAGUGGAUGGAA